AUGGCAUCUCGACCCCAGAACAUUGGCAUCAAGGCCAUCGAAAUCUACUUCCCGAGCCAGUGUGUCGACCAGGCUGAGCUGGAAAAGUUCGAUGGCGUUAGCCAAGGGAAAUACACAAUCGGUCUUGGACAGACCAAAAUGAGCUUCUGCGAUGAUCGAGAAGACAUCUACUCCUUCGCCCUGACAACAGUUUCAACCCUUCUCCGCAAAUACUCCAUAGAUCCCAAGUCCAUCGGCCGCCUAGAGGUCGGCACAGAGACGCUUCUUGACAAAUCCAAAUCGGUCAAGUCAGUCCUUAUGCAACUGUUCCAAGAUGUCGGCAACACCAACAUUGAAGGAGUGGACACUGUCAACGCUUGUUAUGGGGGCACUAACGCGCUUUUCAACGCCAUCAACUGGGUAGAAUCCUCUGCGUGGGAUGGACGCGACGCUAUCGUUUGCGCUGGAGAUAUCGCUCUCUACAAGAAGGGAAACGCUCGUCCUACAGGUGGUGCCGGCUGUGUUGCUAUGCUAGUAGGUCCUGAUGCGCCUCUUGCCUUCGAGCCAGGCAAGCGGGGUACCUACAUGCAGCAUGCGUACGACUUCUACAAGCCAGAUCUGACCUCCGAGUAUCCCGUUGUGGAUGGCCACUUCUCCGUCAGUUGUUACACUGAAGCAGUGGACGCUUGCUACAAGGCGUACAACGAACGCGAAGCGUCUUUACAAAAGAGCGGGAUUGCAAACGGAGUCCAUAACACACCAGAAGAUGUCACCCCACUUGACCGUUUCGACCAUGUGCUUUUCCAUUCUCCAACGUGUAAGCUGGUUGCUAAAUCCUACGCCCGUUUGCUUUACAACGAUUACCGAGUCAAUCCGGAAAAUCCAACGUUCGAGUCAGUGCCGAAGGAGCUUCGAGACUUGAGCUAUGAGGAAUCGCUGACCGACAAGACCGUUGAGAAAACUUUCAUGGCUCUUAGCAAGAAGAAGUUCCAGACGAGAGUGCAGCCUGGUGUUCAAGUGCCUACGAUGUGCGGCAACAUGUACUGUGCUAGCGUUUACGGUUCUCUGGUCGCUCUACUGAGCAACGCACCUCGCGAGGGGUUCACAGGCAGACGCGUUGGUAUUUUCAGUUACGGAAGCGGCCUGGCUAGCUCUUUCUUCAGCUUGAAGGUUGUAGGGGACAUCAGCCCCAUGGUUAAGCAGCUCAACUUGCAUGAGAGGUUAGAUGCAAGAAGGACGGUGCCCCCUGAGACGUAUGAUGAGAUGUGCCUACUUCGAGAAAAGGCACAUCUGCAAAAGGGCUACACGCCCAAGGGCAACCCCGAGACCAUUACCAAGGGGACCUAUUAUUUGACCGAAGUCGAUGAGAUGUUCAAGCGAAAAUACGAAAUCAAAGCCUAG
Messenger RNA from Letharia columbiana, 1380 nucleotides. RefSeq lists its product as uncharacterized. The transcript is spliced from 4 exons. The coding region runs from base 1 to 1380 and encodes 459 amino acids. Gene Ontology annotation, molecular function: hydroxymethylglutaryl-CoA synthase activity. Gene Ontology annotation, biological process: ergosterol biosynthetic process; acetyl-CoA metabolic process. NCBI's taxonomy places the organism in Eukaryota, Fungi, Ascomycota, Lecanoromycetes, Lecanorales, Parmeliaceae. The record is from RefSeq and is a predicted model, not a curated record.